AUGGACGGAAGCAGUGAAAGCAGUGAAAGCAGCAGCGCAACAAGCCAGAGAUUGGAUGGCAACAGUGGGAAGAACGUUUCUCCUUUGAUUCAUUCUCGCCAAGAAUUGCUGGAGGCAGAAGGAGCAACCCGACGACAGCAGGCGAUUGAUGAAGAAGAAAUUCUGAGGUCCAAAGAAGAAAACCAACGAAACAUCAAUCAGCAAAAGGAACAAACACCUCAGAUACAAGAUGACGGCACUGAAGACAAGGACGACCAACCAGCAUCAGAUGCCUCGGAAGCUUCAGAAGCUUCAAGAAGAGAGGAGGGAAUAGCAAACGUGUCGGAAAGAGGGGAAGAAACAGCAUCAGCAGCAUCAGCAGAACCUUCAAAGCAAGAGGAAGAUGACGAAGCCUCAGGAAGCGCAGAGCAAGCCAUGGCAGUAACUCCUCCAGAUCCUCCUACGGCAUGUAAUAGCAGCAGACGAAGCUCCUUGCUGACGAUUCCCUCAGUGAUUGAUCCGAACACGGAAUACAAUGUGAUCCUCAGGAAGCCCCGUUUGCCCAUGAGGGCACACAUUGGAUCAGCCACCAAAAACCACACAAAGAAUCCACCUGAGGAGCAUCCGACUCAGACCGAGAAUCAGCAGCCUGAUCAACGUCAUACGGAGGACCAUCAGAAGACGGAGCACCAGGCGGAAGACAGGAAAUGCCUAUUACGGAUUCCUUCCGUGGGUGAUCCCAACACGGAAUACCGCAUUGUCUUGCGAAAACCACCCAUUAUUACCUGGACACGAAACCUCAGCAUGUUGGUGAAAAGAAGCAAUACUUCUGUCAGACGAGGGACACUAUCGUCACUCAAAGAAGGCCAAGAAGAAGACGAAGAGCUCGAGUACCAAUACUACAACAACGACAGCGACAGUGAUCAAGAAGAAGAUGAAAAUGAAACACUACGAAACAUAUCACAAAGGUUAUCCGAAUUGGACGGCGAUGAACUGCAACCAAUCGUGUCUCUCUUUCAAGACUAUGGAGAACAUUUCGAUUAUUCCGAAGACGAGGACGACUCCAGCUCGGAUGGAGAGUAUUUUAUCAAUGACUAUGCGCCCAUGGGCCUCGUGUCUGCUGCCUCGAAAUCUGGCGACAUGAAUAGCCAGAAUGGUGAUUUCGCCGACAAUCGAACGGUGAUCAGUUUGGAACACCGAUUGGCAGAAAUGGAACAAGACGACGAGGACGUGCAGCAACAACGAGACAGCAAUGCGCUCGCAGCAGGAGUUUUGGGUACUAGUAGCGAAAAAAGCACAAGACAUCUUCAUCAAAUCGAAGUCGACUUUGCCGAUGAUCUCAAUGGAAUCACCAAGGAUUUGGAAACUGCUUUUGACAGCUUUGGUGGUGGUGGUGGUGGUGGUGGUGGUGGUGGUCAAGACAACAAUAAUGCCUCGUUUGCUGGAGUGAGCAACGUUCGACCUUCCAUCGUCUUUGCUGCAAACAGCCUCCUUCGACAGCUCUCCCUUCUUGGAAAAAUGGAUACCAGCAGCAGUCAGGACAACAACACACCGACAAGCCUUCUCGAUGAUUCGUCGUUUCUACGUCGCGAUAGCGAAAGCACCGUCGCCAGUGCGGCUCUUGCCGUCUUUAUGGCUACGACUGCCACCACCAAUGUCAAAGAUACCCCAGGUAAUCGCAACCCGAAAACAACGAAAUAUCCCAACGACAAUCAUGAUACCAAAGCGUCGUUUCUACGUCGCGAUAGCGAAAGCACUGUCGCCAGUGCGGCUCUUGCUGUCUUUGUGGCUACCACUGCCACCACCAACGUCAAAGAUACUCCAGGUAAUCACGACCCGAAAACAACUAAAUCUCCCAACGACAACGACAAUCACAAUCAUGAUACCAAAGCAAGAGAUGGAGGCGUAGUAGAUGACAGCUCGACGACCAGUGCUGGCUCGACCGGUCAAACGCAACACGUUCUCAAGCCAGAAUCACCAACCUCGGUGGAAAAGUUCCCGUUCACAAAUCUUGCGAACACCAACAAAGAAAUUUCCAGAGUAUCACUCGAAUCCGACACCACGGCUACUACAAACACGACAACUACAGAAGCUAGUACAUUGACAUCCGAUGCUACAAUAACCGAUACACAACAAACCCCAGAAUCAUUGGUUACGACGAGUAACCGAAACAAGUUUCUCGAAACAGAAGCUCCUAUCGUGCAACACGACGACGACGAUCACGAAAUGAAUAUGAUAUCAUCACAACAACGGCAAUCACUUGACGAUUGCCGGUACAACCAAAAAGACAACAAUAUGCACGGACACGGCAUUGGUAAUGCAUUGCAAGAGCCGCUACCAAUCUACGAGGGAAAUCAUCGGAGCAGCAGUUGGCUAGACGGAUUCUACAAUGCCGUCAGGGACAUUAGAGAAUCGGGAAGACAUUCCCAGUCGGCGCGACUAUCUACUGCAUGAUUGACGCACCAUGCAAUGCAUUGGCUGACAUUCUCUCUGCGAGGCACUGCUACGGUCUCGUUCCAAUUCGAUUCGAUUCGAUUCGAUU
Molecule: messenger RNA, 2521 nt
Organism: Seminavis robusta
Lineage: Eukaryota; Bacillariophyta; Bacillariophyceae; Naviculales; Naviculaceae
Source: the annotation of a GenBank genome assembly